UCUGGUAAUGUUUUGCAUGCUGCUGGGGGUGGAGCGCUCCAUUUUCCAAGGUUAUUUUUAACUCCUAAGUUCUGGUGGUGAGGCCAGUCCAGGACGGUGGCUGGAUUCCUCACAUGGAAGGGCUGCGCUCUGCUGCCACGCUGCCUUUUGGGGAGAUAUCGCUUUAGAUGAAGAUGAUCUGAAGCUGUUUCAAAUAGACAGAACUGUUGACUUAACAAAACACUCAGAUGGAAACGCAAGACACACUUCAGUAAAAGCACUGUAAGCCAAGGACCUACAGGACUCUCUACCUGCAAGAAACUGGUGACAUGGAACAAGUUGUAGGAGGCCUGGGAGAACAGUCUUUUGUGUCAAGUGAGAACGCCACUUCAACUGAUCGCAGUAACAAAGCAGUUAAAAAGGACGGCAGGCAAAAUACGACGCUUGCGAGGAGCCUGAAGAGGAAGGAAUAUACAGAUGAGUCUGGGAUGGAUACACACUCCUCUCCCAGAGUGCGCAGGGCAACCACAUCCAGGGCUGAGAGGAUCUGGCCAGGGGGAGUCAUCCCCUAUGUGAUCGGAGGAAAUUUCACUGGAACCCAAAGAGCUAUCUUUAAGCAAGCGAUGAGGCACUGGGAGAAGCACACUUGUGUGACAUUUGUGGAGAGAACUAAUGAAGAGAGUUUCAUUGUGUUCACGUACAGAACGUGUGGAUGCUGCUCAUAUGUGGGUCGCCGAGGAGGUGGCCCUCAGGCGAUAUCCAUUGGGAAAAACUGUGACAAGUUUGGUAUUGUGGCUCAUGAGCUGGGUCAUGUGGUGGGUUUCUGGCAUGAGCACACACGGCCUGACAGGGACCAGCAUGUCACAAUCAUCAGAGAGAACAUACAGCAAGGUCAGGAGUACAACUUUUUAAAGAUGGAGGCUGGGGAAGUGAACUCGCUGGGAGAGACCUAUGACUUCGAUAGCAUCAUGCACUAUGCUAGGAACACAUUUUCCAGAGGUGUUUUCCUCGACACUAUCCUUCCCCGUCGUGACGAUAAUGGGGUCCGGCCAACCAUUGGUCAGCGUAUUCGCCUGAGUCAGGGAGACAUCGCUCAGGCGAGGAAGUUGUACAAAUGCCCAGCUUGUGGAGAGACCUUGCAGGACUCAACAGGGAAUUUCUCAGCCCCUGGCUUUCCAAAUGGCUACCCCUCUUAUUCCCAUUGUGUCUGGAGGAUCUCUGUGACCCCAGGGGAGAAGAUUAUGUUGAACUUCACAUCAAUGGACCUAUUUAAAAGUCGCCUUUGCUGGUAUGAUUAUGUGGAAGUGCGUGAUGGCUACUGGAGGAAGGCUCCGUUACUGGGUAGAUUUUGUGGCAACAAGAUCCCUGAGCCGGUAAUCUCCACGGACAGCAGGCUGUGGAUCGAGUUCCGGAGCAGCAGUAACAUCCUGGGCAAAGGCUUCUUUGUGGUCUAUGAAGCUAUUUGUGGUGGAGAAAUUCACAAAGAUGCUGGACAGAUCCAAUCUCCCAAUUACCCAGAUGACUACAGACCUUCCAAAGAGUGCAUCUGGAAGAUCACAGUUUCUGAGGGCUUUCACAUAGGAAUCACAUUCCAAGCCUUUGAGAUUGAGUGGCAUGACGCCUGUUCUUAUGACUACCUGGAGAUCCGAGAUGGCCUCACUGAAUACAGCCCACUGAUCGGUCACUACUGUGGCUAUGAGAAACCAGAAGAUAUCAAAUCCAGCUCAAAUAAAGUAUGGAUGAAGUUUGUGUCUGAUGCAACCAUCAAUAAAGCAGGCUUUGCAGCAAAUUUCUUUAAAGAGGUGGAUGAAUGUUCUCUGCUGGACAAUGGUGGGUGUGAGCAGCACUGUGAGAACACACUGGGCAGUUACAAAUGCACCUGUGAGCCUGGCUAUGAGUUGACAGCUGAUAAAAAGAGCUGUGAAGCUGCCUGUGGGGGCUUCAUCACCAAGCUCAAUGGGACCAUUACUAGCCCUGGAUGGCCCAAGGAAUAUCCUACUAACAAAAACUGCGUCUGGCAGGUGGUAGCUCCAGCCCAGUACCGGAUCUCUCUGCAGUUCGAAGUGUUUGAACUGGAAGGCAAUGAUGUCUGUAAAUAUGACUAUGUUGAGGUUCGUAGUGGGUUGGCUUCUGACUCCAAGCUGCAUGGUAAAUUCUGUGGCUCAGAGAAGCCUGAAGUAAUCACAUCGUAUGGCAACAACAUGAGACUAGAGUUUAAAUCAGACAACACAGUCUCCAAGAAAGGCUUUAAAGUUCACUACUUCUCCGACAAGGAUGAAUGCUCCAAAGACAAUGGUGGUUGCCAGCACGAAUGUAUCAACACCUUUGGGAGUUACGUCUGCCAGUGCAGAAAUGGCUUCGUGCUACAUGAAAAUGGCCAUGACUGUAAAGAAGCUGGUUGUGAGCACAAGCUGAGUGGUGCGGAGGGAACAAUGAGCAGUCCAAACUGGCCUGACAAGUACCCCAGCCGGAAAGAGUGCACCUGGGACAUCUCUGCAACGCCUGGCCACCGAGUGAAAGUAACCUUCAAUGAGUUUGAGAUUGAACAGCACCAAGAAUGUGCCUAUGACCACUUGGAAAUGUAUGAUGGACCCAACAGCAAGUCACCUGUCCUUGGCCGCUUCUGUGGCAGCAAGAAACCAGACCCUGUAGUGGCUUCUACCAACAAGAUGUUCCUCAGGUUUUACUCUGAUGCUUCUGUGCAAAGAAAAGGUUUCCUGGCAAAGCACAGCACAGAGUGCGGUGGGCUCUUAAAGGCUGAAGUACGAACUAAGGAUCUGUAUUCCCACGCUCAGUUUGGGGACAACAACUACCCAGGUCAAGCAAACUGUGAAUGGGUGAUUGGAGCUGAAGAUGGUUAUGGGGUGGAACUGACAUUCCAGACAUUUGAGAUCGAGGAGGAGGCUGACUGUGGGUACGACUAUAUGGAGAUCUAUGAUGGUUACGACAGCACUGCACCCCGCCUGGGACGCUUCUGUGGCUCAGGGCCUCUGGAAGAAAUCUACUCUGCAGGGGAUUCCAUCAUGAUUCGAUUCCAUACAGACGACACCAUCAACAAGAAAGGCUUUCAUGCCCGAUACAUAAGUACCAAAUUUCAGGAUGCGUUGCACAUGAGAAAAUAGAUUUACUGCUCCUCACAGACGUUUGCUUCUGACGAUUGAGACAUUUAACUGUGAUUUUUGUCUUUUCUUUUUAAAGCUUCUGUGCACCUGGCCAAAAGCAGUGUACAGUAUUUUCUGUAACUAAAACUAAAUUCAAUCUCAAAGGUUUGCCUCUGAAAUUAUUAGCAUGACCCUUCCUUGUUAACAUACCCAGGACCAAAAAUUAUUUUCUAAUCAUACCUGCCAGGGCAUAAACAUUGUAUUUUGCACAACUUGCUGUGGGGCUGAGCAAAGACAGCUUGAAUUGAGAAAAGCCUUCAUCUCUUGCGUAUCCUGUUUCUAGGUAACCUUUCCCAAGCAUCCUGGUACACAUGAGCUGCCAGAACACAUUUUCUGGAGCAGAUGAUGCAGACAGCCACCCAGGAGGAUUUUCUCAAAGGACCUCAGGAGCCACCCACUCUCCCCUGCCAGCCCAAAAUACUCUGUCCAAUAAGUGAACAACCAGACAGCUGAGAUUCUGUCACUUCUUCUGUCACGUCUAUUUAUUGUCUUGGUUAUUGCAGGUUGAAACUGGUAGGCAGGGGCACAGGGACAGUCUCUUCAGGGCUGCUAGCUACUUGGAUCAUGGUGAACUAGAAGGGCCCAGUGCCUGAUUUGCAGUAGUUAUCAUGGUGUAGGUUGAAUGGAAGUACUUUGUGGUGGCCAAGGGAAGGUGGUGGCUGACACAGAAGUGCUGUGGUGGGAUGUAAGGCUUGACUGUGUAACCGUGGCAAAGUUUAACAACUGGAGUGUUGCCAGCCUGCUCCUGUCACACCAACAGGCAAGGCAGCUCAGAAAGGGCUAUAGCAGCAGUCCAGACCUUAUCUUAAAAAAGCAGUCUCUCCCCCAUGCUUCAUACGUGUGUUUUCUCAGCUUCUUCACGCUGCCUCCUUUCUUUAGUACCGCUUCCAUGUGAGCCCUUCUUUUCUGCAGCCGAGCUGCUCUCCCCAGGGCUCCCCACCGGAGCCUGGGAGUGCUCUGCAACAUCAGCUGGCCAGAGCGUCUCACCAGAGGAGACGCUGGGCUGGAGAAAGUCAGGGUGUCCUUGAGGCGGAGGGACACAGGCCGUGCUACAGGUCAUCUCUGGUGGUCUCUGGAAACCUGUCAAACAUGUGUAAGCUCCAGGCAUGGGACUAGGAACAGGAGAGCUCUGCUGGCUUCUGCUUUCUCCUUGUUCCUUGCUGGCCCAUGGCCCAGUCUUCUAACUUCAUGGCAAGGGUGCAAGCGAGAUGGUGACUUAAGCACUUUGAGCUUAUAAGGCUCAGUUAUGCUCUGUGUUGCAGUUAUUUAUGUACAUGGAAGCUACUGAGCCAUGGACUUGCAGAAUUAACAGGUAGGUUGGCACUUCUUUGGGAAAAAGUAGGGAAAACCGUGCUUUUUGGGGAACCACUGUAACUGUGCUGUUGAUAUGGGAAGAAAAAACAAAAGAGAGAAAAGAAAAAAGAAGAAGAAAAAAAUACUUUAUUCUGAAUUAUAUUUCAUUAAGGCACUCAUGGGCAAUUAUGGUCUAAAAGCUGAGGUAUGUUAGCUUUAAUGAAGUAUUUAUAAUCCAAGGAUUACUAUGUUUACAAAACCAAUGUACUGUCAGGCUCCAGGAUGACACCUGCUCUCUGGUGUAUGACUGCGGAGAAGUGUGGGGCCACCGCCACUGUCAGGCACAAACGACAUUCCUGGAGAUGAGAGCAUUUCCAGAUGGAUAAUAAGUAGCCCUCUCCAGAAUUCCUUGAACAGAGUAUGAUCCAAGUAUUGUGAAUACUAGGAGAAGCAAAUGCAUGAAAAUAUUUUCUUGCUUAAAACAAGAAAAAUAAAGUAAUUUAUACACACACACACAAGAUUAUAUGUAUAUAAAAUGUGCAUGUAGAAGACCAGUAGUAAAAGCCUUAAUAAGUGUCAUGUGAACAAUACUGUACCAUUGACUUAUAGCUUUAUUGCAGGCUGUAUAAAACCAUGUUAUUUCUGUUUUGUUUGGGUGGGUUUGUUGUCUGGUUGUUUUUUUUUUUUUUAAGCUCUGUUUUGUUCCUUUUUCAAAUCUUGUGGCCUUUUUAUGGGUAAGGCCUCUGAUCUCAAGCUGUUUUGACCAUGCAGGUCUGGGGAAGUGAUCUCUGCUAGAUGGGGUCUGCAUUUGUCCUUCUCUUCCUUGCCCCCGUUCAAGCAACAUCACAGUGACUCAGGUCUGGAAAUAAAAGCGUGACACUGAUCCCUGUGAAACAGAAGGGAAGUUUCAGGUGGCAAGCAGCAGUUCUGAUUUUGUGACUCUCUCAUGGGAACAAUGACUCUGGAGAGAAGUGACUGUAGCAGCUUCCCAUGUACUUUAACAUCUCCAUUCCAUUUCUGAACCCCAGACUGGUUCGUUGCAGAUGCUUGCAAUAUGGUUUGAUGGAUCUACUACACUUGUUAGCAUUCAUAAAGGUGUCUAUUGUGAUAGUGUGCUCACAACUGUUGUACUGUGCAUUUCAACCAAUGAUCUAUGUAGAAUAUUUCUGCUGUACUGACUGGGCUUGACAGUCAAUAAUUCUAAAUGUGUGAAGGUUUCUUAAGAAAAAAAGAAAAAAAUGUCGGACCCUCCAAGGUGUGUAUAUGUUGUCUGGUCUUUGUGUGAUUUUUGCAUUUCACUAACUAAAAUAAAUUUUUAAGAGGGGGAGGAGAGGAGGAUGUGGGGGCGAUCACUAAUGUACCUGUGCCCAUGAACAAGUCUCUCCUUUCAUUAAAGGCUGUGGAUUCAGUUGCACAUUCUGUUGUAUGCAUACAUUUACCACUUCCUCAAGGGGAGGAUUUCUCAAUACGUUCCCUGUUUUGCCAACUGCUGUCUGUGUCUACUGCUAAUACUAGGUGUGAUCUACUGUCUGGAGGAAGCAACUUUCCCUUGAGCCUUCAGCUUUGUCUUGGCUUUUGUAAGCAAGAGAGCAUUAUUGGAAGUGGGGCAAAGGAAGAAGUUGGUCAGCCAAAGGGCUGCAUCUCUGUAUUUCAUGUGCUGCAGUCAUGCUUUAGUGUUCUGAGAUGCGGAUCUGCAGUGAAUAAACAUUAAGGAUCUGGGAAUUAGUACACCAGUAGACUUCAAAAGAGGAGGCUCACUUACUACAGGGUACAGCCCUCAGCAGCAGGUCCUAAAGACUCUAGGACAUGAAACUCCUGUGCAAAGGACAGCAGGAUGAGCAUGAGGGAGAUGUUCCUUACUGCAAAGUUGUUCAGUAGCUAUGCAGCACCUAAAAUGCCUUUUCAUCUUCUUUCUGUCCAUUGCUUGAUAUCUACACUGCUUGCUAGGGAUUACAUCUGUGUUCUUUCCCCAGCACAUACCUGGUUCAUGUGUGUCUGCCACCCAGAACAUUUCCUGUGGUGUAUGUCACAGCCACUCAAGCCUUUGUGGUGACUGAAUUUCCUCCUAGCUGCUCCCAAAGGCAAAGCAGCAAUGGAGAUGAAGUAAGGAAUAAGAUACCCCAUGUAGCCUCCUGUACCAGAGUGUCAUGGCACAGUCUAACCCUGUAAUGAACCUGGAGGCUGACAGUCAAGUCACCAAGCAGAUAUAAUUUCCAAAAUGAGGGCCAGGAGCCUUCAGUCACAUAGAGAGUUACAGUCCAAAGCAAUGUUGAAAUAUUAGAAGUGAUGCAGCCCAAAUGAAGCUGGUGGGUAAUGUGAGGUAAAAUAGAAGGUAGAAUAUGAACUGGAGUCCCAGCUGUUACAGAAACACAGAGACAAUUGCAAUUACAGCGAGAUAGGUACUUACUGUUUACACAAUCUCUCUGUUGUACACAUAAAUAUCUUCUAUAGGCUUAUAUCUUCCCUUCUGUUCAACUGUCACGUUCCCUUAAUGUCUGUUCCCAUGCUGAUUGCCUGCCACCAGUGCUGUGUGAUAUAGCUGGUCCUCAGUUUCUCUGCUUCUUUCUAGAAACAGGUCUCAACUUUCUAGAAAGCACUCCAGGACCAUCUGGUCACCACAUGCGAGAUGCUGAAGGGAAUAUGGUUUAUCUGCCAGGAGAUUCCUAAUUUUCUGAAAACACGAGUACCCAGUGGUGCAGGACACUUCAGACACAGAAUGAUGUCUCAGGCCAGACAGUCGUCUUGGUCUCAGCAUCAAGCCAGCAGAAAUUCCUCCACUUUGUCCUGGUGUUUCCAGCAAACAUGCUCUGGCAGACAAGGUGUGAGCCUUAGAAAGCAAAAGCAAUAUUACACUCAGGCGUGUUAAACAUGCUCUUGGAGUCAGGAGAGGUUUUAUUUGCUGUGGGGCUGGCAGAGAAGAGGCCAGAGCCAGUGCUCUGCAGCCCAGCUUUCCAGGCCCAUGCCAGACCCUGCCCCUGGCAGGGACCUGGCUCUGGUAGGUGUCCUGGGACCCAGCCAGGUUGUCUGAGUCAGCCCCAGAAAAAUGCCAUAGUCUCUUCCUCUUUGCAGGUCCGCAGUUCAGUUUUUAGCAGAGAGAGAAACUUGUCCUAAAAGAAGCGCUGACCCUGGCACCGGGCGGUCUGCUGUGAACGCGUGCAGGAAUUUCUCAGAAAGAAGAGCGAAAUGGAGACAACAUCUUUCCCACCAUUUUACAACAAAACUGUAAAUUCAACUUCUGCGCAUACAUCAGGAAGCAAAACUAUCCAGGCAGAUCAUUUUUCUGGGUAUGAGCCCUGGGUGCUUGGAGUAGCCACAGGGAUACCAAGCUUCCUGGCCUUGGUCCUUGCAGUCAUCUUGGCAGUGGUCUGUAUUCUCCAGAGGAAGAACUACAGCUGGAAUCAGACCAAUCAACAUCACGAUGGACAGGAAGAACAUGAAUACGAAUCAUCCACUCCCAGACCUCCAGAUGACUUUUAUAUGACCAUGAUGCGGGGGACAACAGAUAUCUAUGUAAAUGAAGCUCAAGACAAACACCACAAACCAGACAUUCAAACUCAAGCGAAGCCCAUGAGGACAAAGAAGCCCAGAAAAGAGCCAUCUGUGGUGGAAUCAAUUUAUGAAAACCAUUCGCCUUAUCACUGAAAGAGAAGCACCAAAUAGUAGCUGGGACCAGAAAUAACAGACACAAUCCUUUUCCUGGACACCUGUGGUCACACGGUUGCAGCUUAUGAACAAGAAAGUUUUCUCUUUGUGCAUACAUGAAAUUCUACAGAGGACAGGACAAAGAGACUUUGGAUGGGGGAAAAACCUUGUUUGCAGUGAUGCCUCUGAGAUGCAGAAAUGAAAUGAGAUUCCCCUGGAGUACCCAGUCUCUCUGGGAGAGAUGAUUUUGCUGUCCUCCUAAAUUUAAGUUAAUUCCUUUUAAUAAAUCCUUGCAGUGAUCCUGAUAGCAAAAAA
Columba livia (rock pigeon) is the source of this 8390-nucleotide messenger RNA. It is a transcript of the gene TLL2, whose product is annotated as tolloid like 2. The transcript is spliced from 27 exons. The record is from RefSeq and is a predicted model, not a curated record. Gene Ontology annotation, biological process: proteolysis. NCBI's taxonomy places the organism in Eukaryota, Metazoa, Chordata, Aves, Columbiformes, Columbidae. Gene Ontology annotation, molecular function: calcium ion binding; metalloendopeptidase activity; zinc ion binding. The coding region runs from base 309 to 3101 and encodes 930 amino acids.